CCACACAAACACGCCGCUCUCAGUUCGAAGUCUCUGGAUCUUCCGUUUUCGUCUCUUUGAGAACGCCGACGAUGGAAGUAAGGAGAGAGAGACAGACUGUGGGAGGAAGUGAGACACACACUCAGAGAGAAAGAGUACUUCCAGAUGUUAGAUGGAGAGAGAGAGUGAUAGAGUCGUGAGAGAGAGACAGAGAGAGGGCUCCGAGAGAUAGAGGAUGUCAUCGCCGAGUUGUCAUCGUGGUCUUCACCGGAACAAAAUACCCACGCCCGGCCCGUAACUUGAACAUCAAAUUCCUUCGAGUGUUGUCAAGCUCGGCAACGGGAGACCAUUUGCUUAAGGAAGACAUUUGAGACAUUUGAUGAUUUUUUUGGGAUGUUUGAGAAGUGAAUUUGUAAGGAAUGAAGUUUACAUCAUAAUGCUAGAUUCUCACCGAAUAGAGAAAGAAGAAAAGGGAAAAAGAAAUGGAGAGUUUGGCACUCCGCUCUCCAUGUGCAGCCGCCGGCGGAGCCGCCAUUUCCUUCUCCAGCCUCUCCUUCCCGCGUCUCCGUUCACGCUCCUCCGUGCAAUGCAUGACAUCCUUAACCCCCAUCUCUACAACCGCUGCCCUCCGCCGCCGCAUCACCUCCCCAAGGAUCGCCCUUCACAAUCCAAAACCUUUCCUCCACUUCAACCCACUCUCCCAACCCUUCUCGAAACCUCCGCCGCUUAUCGCCCGAGCUUCCGCCUCCGGCGGCAAGAUCUCCACUGUCCAAAUCCCUAAACCCCAAGGCGCAAAGAUCGUUCCUUUGGUGAUUUCCCUCUCAAUUGGACUUCUCCUCCGCUUCGCAGUCCCCAAACCUGCCGAUGUCUCCCCGCAGGCGUGGCAAUUGCUGGCCAUCUUCCUCUCCACCAUAGCCGGCCUCGUCCUCAGCCCUUUGCCAGUUGGAGCUUGGGCUUUCCUCGGACUCACAACCUCAAUUCUCACGAAAACCCUAUCUUUCUCCUCGGCUUUUGGAGCUUUUACUAAUGAGGUCAUCUGGCUCAUUGUCAUCUCCUUCUUCUUUGCCCGUGGAUUCGUGAAGACCGGGCUGGGUGACCGAGUUGCCACUUACUUUGUUAAGUGGUUGGGGAAGAGUACUCUCGGAUUGUCCUAUGGAUUGACUCUCAGUGAGGCAUUGAUUGCUCCGGCAAUGCCCAGCACCACCGCCAGGGCUGGUGGGGUUUUCUUGCCCAUUAUUAAAUCUCUUUCCCUGUCAUCAGGGAGCAAGCCAGGGGAUCCUUCUGCAAAGAAGCUGGGAUCUUAUCUGGUCCAAUCUCAAUUCCAGUCUUCUGCACACUCCAGUGCUCUUUUCUUGACUGCUGCUGCACAAAACUUACUAUGCCUCAAGUUAGCUGAGGGGCUUGGUGUGGUGGUAGCAAACCCAUGGAUUUCUUGGUUCAAGGCUGCCAGUUUGCCGGCUUUCGUUUCCCUAUUGGCUACUCCGUUUGUUCUGUACAAGUUAUGUCCUCCUGAAAUCAAAGAUACGCCCGAUGCCCCAGCACUUGCAGCCAAAAAGUUGGAUCUUAUGGGUCCCGUUACCAAAAAUGAAUGGGCGAUGAUCGGAACGAUGCUUCUUGCUGUCUCUUUGUGGGUUUUUGGGGAUGCCAUUGGAAUAUCGAGUGUCACCGCUGCAAUGCUAGGGCUAUCCAUCCUACUUCUAACAGGAGUCCUUGAUUGGGACGACUGCCUGAGCGAAAAGUCAGCAUGGGAUACCCUAUCAUGGUUUGCAGUCCUAGUCGGCAUGGCAGGCCAGCUGACAGACCUUGGCAUUGUCUCUUGGAUGUCCAACUCGGUGGCCAAGUCCCUCCAGUCUCUGGCCUUGAGCUGGCCCGCGGCAUUUGCCGUGCUCCAAGCCUCUUACUUCUGCAUCCACUACCUGUUUGCAAGCCAAACUGGCCAUGUUGGGGCAUUGUACUCUGCAUUUCUUGCCAUGAAUCUGGCCGCUGGUGUGCCCAGGGUUUUAGCAGCACUGGGUUUGGCUUAUAAUACUAACCUUUUCGGCGCUUUGACGCAUUAUAGCAGCGGCCAAGCUGCUGUUUACUUUGGAGCUGGGUAUGUGGAUCUUCCUGAUGUGUUCAAAGUUGGAUUCAUAAUGGCAAUCAUCAAUGCAAUCAUAUGGGGAGUUGUGGGCAUUUUCUGGUGGAAAUUCUUGGGCCUUUACUGAUCAUUUUUUCUUUUUUUUAAAUUUAUUUAGCCCCCCCCCCCCAAUUAGGGAAUACUAUAAUCCUUCAAAUGGUGGUUUAUCCACAUGCAUUCUCAUUCUUUAUUUCCAAUUCUUUUGAUUAUAAGUGUUAAGUGAAGAAGAUUUGAUGAGUUCAAAUCCUAUAUGGUGUGGAUUGCUUUCAAGUUGGCUGGUUUUUAUUUUUAUUUUGUUUCAUCAUUGGAGUACUAAACUUAGCUUGUCUUC
Messenger RNA from Cuscuta campestris, 2426 nucleotides. The record is from the annotation of a GenBank genome assembly. NCBI's taxonomy places the organism in Eukaryota, Viridiplantae, Streptophyta, Magnoliopsida, Solanales, Convolvulaceae.